AUGGACGACAAAUUACCACCGAUUGCCAUCGUCGGGAUGAGCUGGCGCUUCCCGGGCGAGGCCCAAUCCGCCAGUGGAUUUUGGGACAUCCUGCGGAAGGCGAGUCGGCCAAGACUCGGAUCCCCGUUGAUCGAUUUGACCCAGAGGCGUACUAUCACCCAUCGGCUGAUCGACAGGGCGCUGCAAGCGAGGACUGCCAGCUGUCUAGGAAUGGAUGUGCACCGUGCUAACCUGCCCUGGCAGAUUACAACCAAGGAGGGCCACUUUCUCAAGGAGGACAUUGCGGCCUUUGACGCGCCGUUUUUCUCCAUGACUGCGACCGAGGCUGAAGGAAUGGAUCCGCAGCAUAGGAUUCUAUUGGAGGUGACCUAUGAAGCAUUUGAGAAUGCUGGGAUGCCUUUGAGAACCGUUACAGGGAGUCAAACAGCGGUGAUGGUAGGAUGCUUCACGAAGGACUACGAAGUCACCUCGGGGCGAGAGAAUGCAUACAUGUCCCCGUAUUCGUCGACCGGCUGUGGUGGCGCAAUGAUUGCCAACCGCUUGUCGUGGUUCUACGACCUCCGCGGUCCCUCUCUUCUCAUUGAUACCGCUUGUUCCUCGAGCCUGGUCGGCCUCCACAUGGCAUGUCAGGAAAUUCACAACGGAGGAAGCAAGAUGGUACCCACCCUCCAAAACUGUUUCGGCACCAAUCUCAUGAUCCAGCCCGAGGUAUGGCGUGGGCUAUCGGCGCUGGGUUUCCUCAGCCCUGACGGGCAGUGCCACAGCUUUGAUAGCAGAGCCAAUGGCUACGGACGGGGCGAAGGGAUCGGCGUCAUAGUCCUGAAGCCGCUGAUGGACGCCGUUCGAGACAAUGAUGUUAUAAGGGCAGUUAUUAGGGGCACGGGUAUGAACCAAGACGGGAAAACACCAGGAAUCACAGUACCCAGCUCAGAGGCCCAGAGAAGCCUAAUUCGAUCCACAUACAAGGCAGCGGGUCUCGGGUUUUCUGAAACGGUGUAUUUCGAGGCCCACGGGACAGGGACACCCGUUGGCGACCCCCUCGAGCUGUCCGCUAUAGGCGCCUCGAGGCUUGCGGGUCUCAUCAAGACGAUUCUCGUUCUCGAGAAGGGUCAGAUCCCCGCUGUGUAUGGCCUUGAGGCGCCGAAUCCGCGGUUUGACCUGGAAAGAUGGAACAUCUGCAUCCCUACUGAACUUACGCCGUGGCCAACGCCGGGGCUACGCCGAGCGAGCAUCAAUUCAUUUGGGUAUGGAGGUACAAAUUCGCAUGUCAUUCUGGAUGACGCGUUUCACUAUCUUGCCGAGAGGGACAUCACCGCUAACCACAACACGCGGCCCCAUGUAAUCUCGCUUCCAUCAACGCCAGACUCCGGGAUUUCCAUUGACCCUCUGGAUAACGUUUCAAAUGCUACACCAAAGCUAUAUGUCUUUUCGGCCCCGGAACCAGACGGUGUUACCCGCAUUGCCCAGACAUACGCGGACUUUGUUGGGAGCAGUCAUGACCCAGAACAAAAGAGGUCUGAGGAGGGGUACAACCCGAUGCUGGACAAUGAGCUUGGGCUUGCGUACACGCUCGCCGAGAGGCGUACAAUAUUCGACUACCGCGGAUUCGCCGUCGCUAAGUCGCUGCAGAAUCUCAAAAAGGUGCUUGAAAGCACCCCCCCCCCCCCAAGGGCAACACGAUUGCUCAAGGAUCCUUCCUGCGCAUGGGUAUUCACUGGACAGGGAGCGCAGUGGUUUGCAAUGGGCCGGGAGCUGCAGGAGAUGGAGGUCUUCAGCGAUAGCCUGCGUAGAGCGGACGAAUACAUACUCUCGCUUGGAAGCGAUUUCUCCAUCCUUGAUGAGCUCAAUCAGUCGGAGGAGAAGAGCCGCAUCAAUGAGCCGCGGUUCUCGCAGGUACUGUGUACCGUUGUCCAGGUGGCCCUUGUAGAGCUCCUGAAGCAUUGGCGGCUGCGCCCAAAGGCUGUCGUGGGUCACUCGAGUGGAGAGAUUGCCGCAGCUUUCGCCUGCGGAGCGAUCAGCAGAGACGCAGCAUGGAAGAUCGCCUAUUUUCGCGGCCUACAUUCCGGGCAGAUUGCUGGUCUCUUGCCCGAUAGGCAGGGGGCUAUGUUGGCGGUCAACUUGUCACAGUCCGGGGUCCUACCCUAUCUAGACAGGGUUACGGACGGAGAAGCCGUAGUGGCAUGCAUCAACAGCCCCCAGAGCGUGACCGUCUCCGGUGAUAUAUGUGCGGUGGCACAGAUUGAAAGUCUGCUGCAGAGUGACGAUGUCUGGUGCAGGAGGCUAAAGGUUCAAAUUGCGUACCACUCCCCGCAUAUGAAAGUAAUUGCGGAGCAGUACCUGGUAUCAAUCAGAGACGUCUGGCCCACUACUACGACGUCCGAUGUUGCGUUCUUCUCGUCUGUCUCUGGCGCCAAAACUCCCUAUUCCAGCCUGGACGCGGAGUACUGGGUGAGGAACCUUCUUAGCCCCGUCCGCUUCUCCGACGCAGUUACGGCGUUGCUGAGCCAGAGUUCUACCAAGAUCCGACGCAAGGGAUUACCGGGUGUGAACGCUCUAGUCGAAAAUGGGCCCCAUUCUGCUCUGCAGGGACCAUUGCGCGAUAUUGUAGCGCAUGUUCCGAAUCUGAAUGCCAACUCGGUCACUUACACGUCUCUACUGCAGAGAGGAAAGAGUGCGACCGCGACAGCACUGGAUGCAGCCGGCAAGCUUUGGGCCCUGGGAUUUUCCCUGGACCUGGGACGAGCCAACUCCAACACCUGCUCGCCAUGGGCCCAGUGCAAACCCCUGGUUGAUCUGCCAAGGUAUCCGUUCGACCAUAAACGAAGAUACUGGCACGAGGCCCGAAGUACACGAAUCAGGCGGACGAGGACCACACCGCGGACCGACUUGCUGGGCCUCCCAAAAGACGAUCACAGCACCGUUGCCCCGCGCUGGCACAAUUUUAUCAGCCCAGCGGAGAUCACCUGGCUCAUGGACCAUCAAAUCCAGGGAAUCAUCAUCUUUCCCGGUGCCGCCAUGCUCGCCAUGGUGUUGGAGGCCUGCAAACAGGUGGCUGGAUCUCACGCGCACUCGAUACAGGGCUACGAAUUCCACGACGUCACCUUCUCCAGACCAAUGGUCUUUUCUUCUUCUAACGCGGUGGUCGAGACGAUCCUGCAAUUCCAACCGCAUAAUAUCGGCACCCGGAGCAGCGGCACUACAGCCACCCACUGGACACACUUCAGCAUUCUGUCCAUGACCCAUGAAAACUCCGCGACAGAACACUGUACAGGCCUUGUACGAAACAUUAUUGCCAGUAACCCGAACGAGGUCGACCACACCGUUGAAAUCCUCCAGAGCUGGAACGCCUACAAACAGGAGCACGCGGCGAUUCUCCAGAAACCCACAAAGAUUCAACCGGCCAGUCGGCUCUACGACCGCCUGACGAACUUAGGUCUUUUCUUUGGUCCUGCCUUCCGCAACAUCACGCGGAUUUACACGGGUGACGGUUUCGGUCACGGCGAGCUGCAGAUCAAGGACACGGCGGCCCGGAUGCCCGCUAGACGCGGUCUUCCAGAUGAUGAUCUGCUCCUGAUUGAGUCGCUUUAUGUAUCAGCCUCGAUUCCACCUGUUGGAUCGUGCAUGAGCGGGUACAGCACGCUGAACCCCAAAUUGCGGCUGCAGCAAAGCGGAAAUGUUGUCCUUUCGGACAAUGCCUGGAGUGAGCCCAAGGUUAUUCUUAAGGGAUUCGUCUGCACGGAACUCGCCUCAACUCAACUCCGCCAUGCUCCUCGCAAGAUCUGCACACGGAUGGAUUGGCGGAUGGAUGUUUUAUCUUCUCCGAUUACAGCUGCGAGGCUCUGGGGGUCCUUUCAGGUACUUUCGCCGACCUUCUCGAAAGAGGCCAGAGCUUGGAAUCGGGCUGCAAUCCUGUGCGCCCGGAAAGCGUCCUCCACCCUUCCGCAACUAGAGGGAGGACAGGCCACGAGUCCAACCUUGGCACGGUACAUCGAUUUCCUGAAGACAAUCGCAGUCGAGCCACUAGAUGAGACCCUUGGCGAAUCCGGGAACCUCGAGUCCUGCCCAGUGAUGCAAACGAUCGACACAGUAGGAAGCGGGCUAACGCAGAUCCUGAGUCGCAGCAAUGAAGCCGAGCCCAUCGUGACGUCCGACCUUAUUUCCAAAUUCCUCAAUGACGCCGUCGAUCGAUCCUUUGUCAACUCUGUGGUUUCGGGGUUCAUCGACCGUGCGGGAGACGUCAAUCCUGAUAGCCAAAUACUCGAGAUUGGAGACGGGUCAGCUUUCUGCGCAUUGUCUGUUUUACGACGCGUCGCACCCAAGUCAGCGGGAUGCGCACGCCUCACGACAUAUACUCUGGCAACACACGAGUCCGAGGCACUCACCCAGGCCAAAACCAUCUCCAAGGAAUGGCCUUCGUUUAAAACGGCGCGGCUUAAUGUUGAAAAAGACGCCGAGAAACAAGGGUUUGAGGCUGGCUCGUACGACUACAUAAUCAUGACCAACCUGAUGCCCACAGUGGAUCUUGCGGUGACGCUAGCAGCGGUCAAGAAACUAUUGAAACCCGAUGGGAAGCUUCUUGUGGCAGGGAUAACGGCCAAUCAGCCCCGGACAGCCUUUGUUCUAGGUUCUGAUGCAAGAUGGUGGAAUACGCCCCGGGACGAGAUGGAAUGGGACACCCUGCUGAAACAAGCUGGCUUCACGGGUAUCGAUCACAUCGUUGACGAUUCUGCGGACCCAGACCUACGAGGGGUCUCUGUUAUGAUGACUGCUGUACCUGUCAGCACUGAUUAUGAUUUCUCGGAGGUGGUCAUUCUCAAUAGAGCUAACUGUCCCUGUGAGAGUGAUGUGCUCAGCAAAAAAUUUGGGGAGUUGCUCACCAAGCGUGAUUUCUCCGUCAGCCAUACUACCCUUGACACAGUACCGGAGGAUCUCACAGGCAAGGCUGUAGUGUCGUUCCUGGAGCUCGACAACGCACUGCUCGAAGACAUGUCCGAACACGAGUUUGUCACAGUCAGGAGCCUAAUCUUGAACAGCGCAGGUGUGAUCUGGGUGACCCGGCAGGGCCAAGUUGCCAGUGCAGCCUCCCACCCCUUUGCAGGAGUCGCCAGCGGACUGUUGCGCACUGUCCGCUCAGAAGAUUCGACCAAACGACUCGGCAAUCUCGACCUGUCGCUCGGGACAAACCCACAGGAUGAGCUUGCUGUUAGCAUCGUCUACGAGGUGUUCCGGACCGUGCUGAGAACAAGACACUCUGAUCGCGAAUCCCGAGACUGGGAAUUCGCCGAAGACGGCGGCUGCGUAUACAUCCCACGCGUCUUCGAAGAUGAGGAGCUGAACUCAACAAUCACCCAGAUAGACAGGGUGCCCCAGGCGAGUCAGCAGCCACUCUUCCAAGAGAAUCUGCCGUUGAAAAUGGUCCUGCGGGAACCGGGCUUGCUCAACACGUUCGCAUUUGUGGAUAACGAGGAGUUUCGCGAGCAGUUGAAGCCAGACUACGUUGAGUUGAAGGUUCUCUGCACCGGGCUCAACUUUGUGGACAUCAUGGCUGCGCUGGGCCAGGUGCCUACGACGACUCUGGGCUGUGAGAUUGGCGGAAUCAUCACGCAUGUUGGGUCGCAGGUUACCCGGUUCAAGCCGGGUGACAAAGUUGUGGGCAUGCUGCAGGGCAGUUUCAACAGCCACGUCCGCAUCCGAUCAACCAUCAUUCAGCACGUCCCAUCCCACAUGACUGUCGAAGACGGAACGACAGCUAUAGUAUCCUUCCUGACCGCCUGGAUCGCACUGGUCAACAAGGCCAACCUGAUCCGCAACGAAACAGCGCUGAUCCACUACGGUGCCGGCGGCGUCGGGCAAGCUGCGAUCCAGAUCUGCCAACACCUCGGCGUCGAGAUCUACACCACCGUCGGGUCCCAAGAGAAGAAGGACCUGCUCAUUAAUCAGUAUGGUCUGGCCGAGGACCACAUCUUCUACUCGCGGGAUACGACGUUCGCCGAAGGCCUAAUGAGAAUGACUGCUGGCCGCGGCAUCGACGUCGUCUUGAACUCGACCUCCGGCGAGCUCCUCCGGCAGUCGUGGACCUGUGUCGCAGACCACGGGCGCUUCGUCGAGAUUGGCAAACGCGAUAUCCUGAACAAAGUCGGCCUCGACAUGGGCCCCUUUAUCCGCGGCGUCAGUUAUAUCGGAUUCAACCUCGAGAUGUACCACCAGUGCAGCCCCGUCCACAUGGAAUGUUCACGGGCGCUCGACGAUAUCUUCCAUCUGUUCCGCACAAAGCGCUUCCACCCGCUGGUCCCGCUGACCGCGUACAGCUACGCACAGGUUGAGCAGGCGUUCCGGGCCCUGCAAUCCGGUGCGGUCUCUGGGAAGGUUGUCGUCCAGGCGCGAGACGAUGAUCUAGUCCCCGUCGUUCCCCCGGUAGAAACCCCGUUUACGAUUGACCCAGACGCGACGUACCUAUUAGCUGGUGGAUUGGGUGGGAUUGGCCGCAGUAUUGCCGAUAUGCUCCUGUCGCAUGGGGCCAGAAAUAUUGCGUUCAUAUCUCGAUCAGGGGACUCCAGGAAGGAAGCGAAAAUAUUCUUAGAUCAGCUGCGUCAGCACGAUUGCAAUGCAAGGGCUUAUGCGUGCGAUAUAUCGAAUCGGGCCAGUCUCCAGACUACGCUGGCACAGUGUGCCGCUGAAAUGCCUCCGAUCAAGGGUUUGAUCCAAUGUUCGAUGGUACUCAAGAUCCAGGGCUCCUGGAACCUGCACGAGCUCGUCCCGCCAGACCUCGACUUCUUCAUCCUGCUCUCGUCAAUCUCUGGUGUGAUCGGCAAUCCAGGACAGGCCAACUACGCAGCCGGCAACGCGUUUGAAGAUGCCCUGGCUCGCUUCCGGCGCCAGCAGGGCCUUCCCGCCACGGCGAUUGAUCUCGGCGCCGUCCGCGACGUCGGAUACAUCGCCGAGUCCGACAAGACAGCGGACCUGGCGCAUACUGCGGCAUUCCAGAUUUCUGAGAAGGAGGUCCAUCAUCUUGUGGGGCUUGCGAUUGCAGGGGGUCCUCGAUCUGAGCGCCAGAUCCAGGGACAGGGCCGGGGGAAGCAGGCCCCGGCGCGGAUCAUCACUGGCCUGAGCGCGAGCCAGGAGAUGGACGAUGUCCUCCGACGGGCUCACUGGGCGCGGGAUGCCAAGUUCUCGACGCUGUGGAAGCCAGGUGGAGUAGAAAACAACGAUGCGGCGCUUCAGGCUGGUCUGGAAGCAAUUUGCAAAGCGGAGUCACUGGAAGCGGCGUCGGGCAUUGCGGAGGAUAUGAUUGUCUCGCGGGUGGCGAGGGUACUGAUGAUCCCUGUGGAAGAUGUCAACAGUGCGCAGCCUUUACACACAUAUGGAGACGGAAAUUUCCAUCUUCGACAUCCUCAGCCCGAGUCCCUUGUCGGCGCUUGCCACCAAAAUUGUUAG
Messenger RNA from Aspergillus neoniger CBS 115656, 7434 nucleotides. RefSeq lists its product as uncharacterized. The coding region runs from base 1 to 7434 and encodes 2477 amino acids. Gene Ontology annotation, molecular function: fatty acid synthase activity; oxidoreductase activity; 3-oxoacyl-[acyl-carrier-protein] synthase activity. The record is from RefSeq and is a predicted model, not a curated record. NCBI's taxonomy places the organism in Eukaryota, Fungi, Ascomycota, Eurotiomycetes, Eurotiales, Aspergillaceae. The transcript has 14 exons. Gene Ontology annotation, biological process: fatty acid biosynthetic process; secondary metabolite biosynthetic process.